Culicoides brevitarsis is the source of this 3478-nucleotide messenger RNA. RefSeq names its product transducin beta-like protein 3. Gene Ontology annotation, biological process: endonucleolytic cleavage in 5'-ETS of tricistronic rRNA transcript (SSU-rRNA, 5.8S rRNA, LSU-rRNA); endonucleolytic cleavage to generate mature 5'-end of SSU-rRNA from (SSU-rRNA, 5.8S rRNA, LSU-rRNA). Lineage: Eukaryota; Metazoa; Arthropoda; Insecta; Diptera; Ceratopogonidae. The record is from RefSeq and is a predicted model, not a curated record. The coding region runs from base 93 to 2501 and encodes 802 amino acids. Gene Ontology annotation, cellular component: small-subunit processome; 90S preribosome; nucleolus. Gene Ontology annotation, molecular function: protein binding; U3 snoRNA binding. The transcript has 2 exons.
GCCCUGCAAAACAAACGAAUUGCACGUGCGAAGUUGAAAUUUUCAUGGAAAAUAUUAAAUUAUCCUAAAAUUCAUCGAAAAAUACGAGAAAAAUGAUUGCGAAUUCAAAAUUAAAGGAAGUUUUUGAAGUUGACAAAGAGUUUGGUGCCUUUUACACGGGCGGAAAAGUUGCUUGGUCCAAAGAUGCCAGCAAGAUUUAUUGUCAGAACGUCACAAAAAUCAACAUUGUCGAUAUCGAAACUGUCUCCAUCACAUCCAGCAUCGGUCAAAAUGUAGAAGAUGAGGACUUGGAAGAUCAAAUUUACACUUUUGCCCUCAGUCCGGCAAACGAUUUCAUUGUUUCAGCUCAUAAAAGUGCUUUGCUGAAGUUGUGGCAGGUCGAAGGCGAAGUAAAACUGAAGAAAAUGUGGAAAUCUUUGCAUAAUGGACCGAUAUCGCAGAUUGAAUUCAACGAAGAUCAAACAUUAGUUGCGAGUGGCGGCAUUGACGGCAUCAUUCGUUUGUGGAAUUUCGACUUGCAAGUAUGUGCGGCGACAUUAAAAGGCUGUCAAGGUGUCAUUUCAGCAAUGAAAUUUGUGAAAUCAAGCGAUGGCGAAGUAGAAUGGCUCGUUGCUGCCGGAGAUGAUCACGUCAUUAACGCAUUUAACUUGAAAACUGGCCAAUUGGAGAAACAAUUCAAGUCACAUUUCUCCACAGUGACAGAUUUUUCGUUCUGUGGCGAGUUCAUGGUAUCAACAGGACGUGAUAAAGUCGUUAUUUUAUGGAAUUUUGACGAAAUCAAGCACAUUCGUACGAUUCCCGUGUACGAAAGUAUCGAAACAGUUCAUAUCUUGGCACCAUCGAUGAAGUUACCUGGCGGAAUUAAAGUCGGCAAAACCGAUAUUUUCGCAUUAAUUGGCGGAGAAGAAGGCGAUUUGAAGGUUUGGGACAUGAACAAUUCGAAACUCGUGUAUAAACAAGAAAAUCCUCUCCUGAAGUCAGCAGAACAAAAAGGCGGAUUGUCAAUUACUGACGUGGUUUAUAACGAAUCAUCCAAACAAAUUGCCGUUGUGAGUGUCGAUCAUAACAUCGUGAUCCACAAAAUUUCGUCUUUCAAGUGUGUCAAACAGCUCGUUGGGUUCAGCGAUGAAAUUAUCGAUUUGGUACUUGUGGGACCAAAAGACAAAUUUAUCGUAAUGGCAAGUAACAGCCCGGAUAUCAAGGCAUUCGAUCGCGAAACGAUGAACUGCAAAUUAUUAAAAGGUCACACAGAUAUCGUUCUCGGGCUGUGCGGAUACAAAUCGUGGCUCGUGUCAUCAGGAAAAGACUGUUCAGUUCGUGUUUGGCACAUUGACGCCGAAAAUUUCGAAUUUACGUGCGUUGCUAGUGGCACGCGUCACACAGCAGCUGUUGCCGCCGUCGAUAUCAGUAGAUCACUGGACUUUUUCGCAUCUGCCAGUCAAGAUAAAUGCAUCAAAGUAUGGAAAAUGGUGAAAGAACGUGCCGCCGAUUCGAGCGAAUGCAUGUUAAAUUGCAUCAAUUCCCAAUUGGCACACGAAAAAGACAUCAAUUCGAUAAAAGUCUCGCCAAACGACAAAUUUAUCGCUACUGGAUCGCAAGAUAAAACCGCAAAAUUAUGGGAUGCUCGAACGUUGGAGCUCGUUCAUGUCUUCCGGGGGCAUCGACGUGGCAUUUGGACCGUUCAAUUCUCGCCUGUGGAUCAAAUUCUUCUUACCACAUCUGCUGAUUGUACGAUACGUUUAUGGUCUCUUUCCGACACAACUUGCUUAAAAUCCUUCGAAGGACACGAAAGUUCCGUGCUAAAGGCGUUAUUUGUGACUGACGGAAUGCAAAUCUUGUCGACAGGCGCAGAUGGUCUCAUAAAAUGUUGGAAUAUCAAGAAUUCCGAAUGCGUUCAAACUCUCGACAGGCAUCAGAGUCGCAUUUGGGCGGUUGCUGUGGCAUCUGAUGAAACAUGUUUCUACACUGGAGGCGCCGAUUCGAUGCUGAUUCUGUGGAAAGACGUCUCCGAAGAGAAACGCAUCGAAAAAAUCACAAAAUUACAGGAAACAGCAUUGGAAGAUCAACAACUUUCAAAUUUGAUUCAUCAAAAGAAAAUGUUGAAAGCAUUAAAAUUGGCAUUGAAACUCGAUCGUCCCGCAACGACACUCAAAAUAAUCAAUACAAUUAUCAAGACAAGGGAAGAAGGCUUGGAAGACACAAUUGGCAGCUUAAAUGAGGGAAAUAAGGAAAGUUUGUUACGACAUGCGAUAAAUUGGAACACAAACGGAAGAAAUACCGUGGCAGCACAACUUGUCAUCAAUAUUUUGUUAUCAGACGUGCUAACGAAGAAACUCAAUGUCAAAGGCUUGCGAAAUGUGAUCGAAGAAACGCUUCCCUACACCGAACGACACUUCAACCGAAUGACGCAGUACCUGAAGGACAUUCAAAUUCUCAACUACACGCUGAAUUGCACACAACCGCAUCUCUCGGAGAUAAAGAUGGAAGAGGAAUCCGACUAAUUUAUCUUCGUUGCAAUUUUUAAUGAUAAAUUUAUACAUAAAUAAAUGAACUUGAAAACAGACUUGUUCGUCGUAUGCACUGAGAGUGAAAGUAAUAAUUCGAAAAACGUGACUUUUGACCUUGAGUUUUCCAUUUUUUAAUUGAAAAACGUUAAAAAUGUCGUCCAAGUUUAGAUGAGAAAUUUCAAAUAUUCCCAAGUUGCUUGAAAAACUUGUAAAUUGAAACAUUACUCGCAUUAAUUAAGUGUUAAAAUGCAAUUUUUCAAUACAAAGUUGUCACCAAAUACCAUCCGUCUCCACACAAUUCUAUUUUUAUCAAGCUUAAAAUUACAACGAAAUCAUUAAACGGUCCAUAUCUCUCGCCAGUGCUUAUGAUAUAUAAUGCUAACAAACGUGUUGUCACUAAACAAAUAACUUUAUUUAAUUACUGUGUGCAACUUGAACAAAUUAAACGGUUUUCCGUAAAAGCAUGAGCAAGAAAAUUCUUGACUCAUAUUCGAAAGAUAAAAAAUUUACGUAGAUUUCGUUAUAAUAAUAUUUUUUUCCAUUGAAAGUUUAAGUUUUAUUAUAUUGACAAAAGAUUAAAUCAUGUGAGUAUCAUGAGCAAACAGAAGCGCGAGAUGCAAAGUAUUUUUUUUAUUCACUAAAUAAACGAAGACGACACACGGUUAAACAAAAGAAAAGGAAACAAUUGAAAAUGCAGACCAAGAUUUUUUUUUAUCUUUUUUCAAACGCGACAUUGUGGUUUUUUACUUUAUUUAUUGUGUAUAUAAGCGGUUAUUGAAAAUAUUAUUUGAAAAUUUUAAUUUAUUGUAAAUUAAAACCGCCUUUUAAUUAAUACUUAAGUGUAAUUUAAUUGAUUAAUAACGAAAUGAUUGUUUGAUAAAAAUAAAUAUAUAUGUUGUAAUUUACCGAAUAAUCAACACAUUAGAUUUUUAUCAUUAAAUUAAUUUUAUUGCAACAUAUUAUUGAUAAUA